Messenger RNA from Closterium sp. Naga37s-1, 4170 nucleotides. Lineage: Eukaryota; Viridiplantae; Streptophyta; Zygnematophyceae; Desmidiales; Closteriaceae. The record is from the annotation of a GenBank genome assembly.
AUGUGCACAAGUCACCGUGAUUAUGAGAACGAGGGAUUGUUGAGAGGCAAGAGCACUUCUAUAGCCGAUCAGGGCAGCGAUGUGAUCGACGCGCUACCAGCGGCGCUCUGGCACCGCAUCUUCAGCCUGCUGCUCGAGCGCCGAUGCAUCGCCACCCCUCCGCACUCCGCGGGCGGCCGCUACUACUGCCGCGCGCUAAGCGCAACGCAGCGAGCAGAGUUGAAUGCCACCAAGGCGAAUGCCAAUGGUGGUGAUCGUGGCGCUGCGAAUCGUGCUGGCACCAACGACCCACGGAACGCUGAGAGUUGCGCCAGCAGCAGCACGGGCAAGAGCAGUAACGGCAAGUGCGAGGACGAAGGCAAGGGCAGUGCAGGGGAGAGCGACGAGGAGGAGGAGGAGGCGAAGGAGAGCGUGGUGUUCGUGAAGGCCGGGGUGUCGCCGUGCUGGCUGCAUGCGCACAACGCUCGCACGUUCGGGUCCUCGUGGCCUCUGCUGUGCUGCGCGCUCGCCAGCAAGAGGCUGCUCCACCUCGUCGCCUCCUUCUCCGAACACGGCACGCCUAUCAGUCUGCACCUCACCUCCGCCCAGCCCCAGUGGACCACCAGCGUGCGCUGGCUGCUCUCCCGCUCCUCUCCCACCUUCCCUUCCCUCCGCCUCUCCUUCUCCCACCCCUCCCUCAUCCCCCUCAUCCGCCGCCCCUUCACUCUCCCCUCCUCCCCCGCCCCCUCCUCCAUCUCAUCCCUGCACCUAACUCUGAGCAUCAGAGAAUCCUUCCCAAAGGAGGAUUACCGUAAGAGCCACUGGUAUCUGGCAUUUCUCACUCCCUGCUCCUCCCUGCACUCCCUCACACUCGGACGCGGCGCCUGGCGCUUAGCCCUGGCCGCCAUUGCACCUCAGCUGCACGAAUUCACGUUCUGCGAGCCGCAUAAGGUGGAGGAGGGGGCGGGGCGGGGAGCUUUCACAGGACCCGUGCUGCUGUGCCUCGAGUUCCCCAGGGCUCGCCACCUCUCCUUCCGCUUCCUUAACCACGAGCUCAAGCUGAAACUCUCCCUUGCUUCUGAUUCUCUCACCUCCUUCGCAGCCUCUGCUCUGUCCCUCACACUCGCCUGCCACUCUGCCCGCCCUCUAACGUUGACCCAGCUUUUUCUGUUUGGGGAAGAGAGGAUCCAUAUUGCCUCCUUUGACAUUGCCUCUGUCCGUGCGCUUUACCUCAACGCUCCGGUUAAUUUUCUGUCGCCGCGCCCUGCCCCCAUCCCUGCCGCUGUUCGAGAAGCGGAGGUGUGCGGGGAUUCGUUUCUGUAUAUCCCGCCGCCGUUGCCAUUCGCAUGGGCGGACUGGCUGCGUGCACUUGCGCCUACAGUGGAGCUGCUUAUAGCGAGGCAUGACAUCAAGCUUGCGGACUGCAAAUUCCCCUGGCCGCGGUUGCGGAGCCUUGGGAUUGUCGUGGAGAGCGAUUACUUUGCGUGGAACGAACCUCGCGGGGAGAUGGCGGUGGAAGAUGUGGCGAAAGCAGAUGGGAACGAGUAUGUACAGUUUUCGAGGGACCAGCGGAGUGAUCGGAGGGAGGAGGGGAGGGAGAGGGAGCACGAUAUGUGGAGUCGAGGGUUGACUCGCUUCCAUGCCAGCCCAUUUGGGAACCAGCUGGUUGGUGUUGGACCCGACGACUAUGAUGGUGUUGAUGCUGGUGGAGACCUGAAUGAUACGGUGCAUGAGGCACCUGCACACAGGCCUCAUUCCCCCUCUCUGUGCAUUCCUCCAAGCAUCAACGCUCCGAAUCUGCGAGCCAUCUUCUUCCCGACCCUCGGCGACACACCCACAGCCCUGCUGGGAGAUCUCAAGGCGAGGUAUCCGUCUCUGGCGCUGUACUGUGUUGCGAGGCACACGUGGUACUGGGAGAGGAAAGGGAUGAGGUUGAUUGAUGGGCCGGUGGCGCAUGUGAGGGGGCCGAGAGGAGGGAAGGGUAGCGCUUCUUUCAGGAAUGGGCGGAAGAGCGUUCGGGACAAAAUGCACAGUGUGAAUCUGGGGCUGAUGGCAGGGUAUAGGUUGGAUGAGGAGGAGUGGUUCAUGGUUGAGGACCAUGGCAGCGAUGUGAUCGACGCGCUCCCAGCGAGACUCUGGCACCACAUAUUCCGCCUGUUGCUGGAGCGCCCCUGCAGCGCCACCCCUCCACACUCCGCGGGCGGCCGCUACUACUGCCGCGCGCGCAGCACGGCGCAGCGAGCAGAGGAGAAUCGCAGUGGCACCGGCGGUGGCGGCGCUGGUGGUGCUAUCAGCAAUGUCCCACGGGCCGCUGAGAAUGGUGCGGCUAGAGUGGCACCAGUGCCCGUGUUCGUGAAUCCCGGGGUGUCGCCGUGCUGGCUGCAUGCGCACAACGCUCGCACGUAUGGCUCCUCGUGGCCUCUGCUGUGCUGCGCGCUCGCCAGCAAGAGACUUCUCCACCUCGUCGCCUCCUUCUCCGUGAGUGCUCCACUCGCACACGGCACGCCCAUCAGUCUGCACCUCACAGCCGCCCAGCCCCAGUGGACCACCAGCGUGCGCUGGCUGCUCUCCUGCUCUCCCGCACCCCCAUCCCUCCACCUCUCCUUCUCCCACCCCUCCCUCAUUCCCCUCAUCCGCCGCUCCUUCACUCUCCCCUCCUCUCCGGCCGCCUCCUCCCUCUCAUCCCUGCAACUAAGCUUGGGUGUCAGAGAGAAAUUCACAGAGGAGGAUUACCGCCAGGGGGAUUGGAAUCUAGCCUUUCUCAAGACCUGCUCCUCUCUGCGUUCCCUGACACUCGGACGUGGCGUUUGGCGCUUAGGUAGAAGCUGCCUCACCGCACCCUGGAUGCAGUCGCUUCGGAGUUUGACUCUCAAGAAUGUGGACCCCAGGGGAAUAUCUCUUAAAGCCCUGGCUGCCGUUUCCCCUCAGCUGCACGAGUUUUCGUUCUGCGAGCCGUGGAAGCUGGAGGAGGAGGGAGGGGAGGACUGCAAGGGACCGGUGCUGCUGGCGCUCGAGUUCCCCAGGGCUCGCCGCCUCUCCUUCCGCUUCCUCACCCACGAGCUCAAGCUGAAACUCGCCCUUUCUCAUGACUCCCUCACCUCCUUCUCCGCCUGUGCCCAGUCCCUCACUCUCGCCUGCAGCUCUGCCCGCCCUCUCACGUUGACCCAGCUUUUGCUGUUUGGGGAAGAGUGGAUUCAUAUUUCUUCCUUCAAUGUUGCCUCUGUCCGUGCGCUGUACCUCAAUGGUCCGAUUAAUCUGCUGCCGCCACGCCCCCACCGCAUCCCAGCUGACGUUCGGAAAGCCAUGGAGAUCUGUGGAGACUCGUUUGUGUAUCUUCCGCCACCGCAGCCGUUUGCAUGGGCGGACUGGCUGAGUACACUUGCGCCAGCAGUGGAGCUGCUUAUAGUGAGGCAUGACAUCGACCUCGAGGCCUGCAGGUUCCCGUGGCCGCGGCUGCGGAGCCUCGGGAUUGUCGUGGCGAGCGAUUAUGAUGUGAUGAACCCGGUGCGAGGGGAGAUGGCGGUGGAAGAUGUGGAGAGAGCAGAUGGGAAUGAGAUCAUCGAGUGGACGAGAAAGCAGAGGAGGAAGGAGAAGGCGGAGGCGAGGGAGACGGAGCACAGGAUGAGGAAUCAAGGGCUCACUCGGUUUCAUGCAGGCCCGUUUGGCAACCAGCUUGGGGUUGACGAUGUUGAUGAUGAUGAUGACGAUGUUUAUGGUCCACUGGAGCGAGAGACGCCUUCACGCAGAUCUGCUCCCACUCGACUGUACAUCCCUCCGAAAAUCCAUGCUCCAAAUCUGCGGGCCAUCUUCUUUCCAACCCGCCGCAACACACCCCGAGCCUUGCUAGCAGACCUGAGGGCGAGGCAUCCCUCUCUGGCGCUGUACUGUGUUGCAAGGCACACGUGGUACUGGGAGAGGAAAGGGACGAGGGUAGAGGGUGGGCCGGUGUCGCAUGUGAGGGGGCCGAGAGGAGGGAAGAGCAGUGCGUCGUUUAGGAAUGGGAGGAAGAGCGUGCGGGACAAGAUGCACAGUGUGAAUCGCGGGCUGAUGGAGGGGUACACACUGGAUGAUGAGGAGUGGUUCAUGGUGGAAAGACGGAACUGGAAGCAUGUGGUUGGUGAAGAGGAGAGGGUGAGUGAUCGAAAUGGUAGUGAUGGUGAUGAGUUUGAUGACGAGUACAAUGAGGAUUAG